AUGCCUCGUCGAUCUGGUGGUGGAAUGCGUUCAUCGUCUCCUUCUCGAGCUCCUCCUCCACCUCCACCUCGUGCUAUUGCACGUCCACCUCCAGCUGCACCAGCUCCAAUGAUGGCUCCACAAGGUCGUCAACCUGGUUUAUUUGGACAAAUGGCUGCUACAGCUGGUGGUGUUGCCAUCGGUUCAGCCGUUGGACACACCCUCGGUGCUGCAAUUACUGGUGGAUCUCGUGGUAAUGAUCAACCAGUUGCUACACAAGAAACAGCCGGUCCAAAUGCUCAAACAUUAUAUCAAACACCAAAUGAACGAUAUACUGUUGAACGAUGUAAUUUAUAUCAAAAAGAAUUUAUGAAAUGUCUUGACCAAGCUAAUGGCGAUUCAUCACAAUGUCAAGGCUUUUGGGAAGCAUUAAAAGAAUGUCAACGUUUUCAAGGCGCCAAUGCAACACUCUAA
This is a messenger RNA of Rotaria sp. Silwood1, 453 nucleotides long. The record is from the annotation of a GenBank genome assembly. Lineage: Eukaryota; Metazoa; Rotifera; Eurotatoria; Philodinida; Philodinidae.